This is a messenger RNA of Cottoperca gobio, 1419 nucleotides long. Its product is annotated as promethin-like. The coding region runs from base 154 to 627 and encodes 157 amino acids. Lineage: Eukaryota; Metazoa; Chordata; Actinopteri; Perciformes; Bovichtidae. The record is from RefSeq and is a predicted model, not a curated record. The transcript is spliced from 5 exons.
GGAAGUAGGAGGAGGAAGAAGAAGAAGGUGUGUUUUUAAGAAGGGUGUGUUGCUUCUGUUGGUUUGUCUGAGGCAACUGCAGGAGACAGUUUCAUAUGUUGUGAGCUGAGAAUCAAACCAGGUGUCCUUCCUUUUUCAGUGUGGUGUGUGAAGAUGGAGCACAACAACAUAAACAGUGAGACUGGGAAUCAUCAGAUGUUUGAAGGUUUGACCACACGGUUGAACCACUUUUAUGAUGACCACAAGGUAGCACAGCUGAUAAAUACAAGAAUCGGGCAGUACCUGAGCAGCCACCCUUUCUUAGCUCUCAUAGUGUUGAUGUUCGGCGCCAUGGCUGCUCUGCCUGUCGGAAUGUUCCUCUCUUUUGCUCUUGUGACCAUUAUUAUGUCGGCAGUAGGUUUUGUUUUCUUUGAAGUGUUCCUGUUGAUUGUAGGCGGGUUGACUCUGCUCUCUGUGCUGUCUGGCAUCGCCCUCUUCUCUGUCAUGGUUUCAGUCGCCGUUAAUGUGCUUUAUAUCCCCAUCUCCAACGUCCUGAGACGCUAUUACCAGAAUCUGACAAAGCAAGAUAAGGUCCAGGAGAAGGAGAGUGAAUGUGAAACUUCAAGACUGAGCGAGACUUUCAUGUAGAAAAGUUUAAAAUCGCUGAGUGUGCCUUAAAUCAGCACUACUGAGGCUCAGUGGGUGUGAUUCAGUGGAUUCAGACCCUUGAAUGUACUUUAUGUAACAGAUUGUAUAAGCACAAAGACUCCCUGUACGUCUAAAGCCUAAAGAUUAUUAUUACAUAUUGUUCUAAAUAUCGAAGUGUCAUUAUCUCUAUGUAGACAUUCGAUAUAAGUGUAAAGUAUCUACAACAGCCAACAGCCAUAAUAGUCAAAUACAGAAUAUUUAUUUUUGAUCUAAUCUGCAAGUUUUCUAUAUUUGCACUUUGCACAUAUCUUGAAAUGGCUGCUCAUUUCAAGAUAUGUUGAAAAAGAGAACAAAUGUUGACUGCUGUCUGAACAGUAUAUAUGCCUAUUAGUAAAAAGAAAUCACUACAAUAAAACUGUUACAUAUUUAUUUUUGCUGUUACCUUUUAAAAUAGCACAAUGUUGUACUUUUGUAGCUUUGAAUAAAUGCUCAUCAGGACAAACGUUGGUACUGGUCUUCUGACCAAACAGAGAAUGAGAAAUGUCAGUAAACUUUAAAUUAUAAUGGAUUCAGAACGAUGUAUUCUUGGUAAAGAUGCAGUGUAUUGUGUGGCACACGCCAAUUGAUCUUGAAUUGAUUUAUCAAUGUGGUAUAACUACUAUACAUUUUUCUUCAUGGGAGAAUAUGUUGAUGUAUUACAAGGAACUGGAGAUGAGUUUGGGAGGUAAUGGUCUAUCCUUUAGUAUGUGUUUUGGGUGCAGUAAUCUUUAUUGGAAUAAACUGAGUUUACUA